AUGAAUCAGCUUCCGCAGAACCUCAUUCCAGACCCUGCGAGCCCCGAAUGGAUGAACAAAGGAGACAACGCAUGGCAGCUCACGGCGGCGACGCUGGUCGGCCUUCAAAGCGUACCUGGACUCGUAAUCCUCUACGGCAGCAUCGUCAAGAAGAAAUGGGCUGUGAACUCUGCUUUCAUGGCUCUCUACGCCUUCGCCGCCGUCCUCGUUUGCUGGGUCGGCUGGGGCUACCAAAUGGCCUUCGGCGAUAAAGGGAAAUUCCUUCCUUUUCUCGGAAAACCGGACGUCUCCUUGGAUCAAAAGGUUCUUCUGGAAAAAGCGUUUCUUGGGAUGUUGCCGACUGCGACGAUGGUCUUCUUUCAGUUCGUGUUUGCGGCGAUCACGUUGAUAUUGGUCGCCGGCGCAUUGCUCGGAAGGAUGAAUUUUAUUGCAUGGAUGUUGUUUGUGCCGCUUUGGCUUACGUUCUCUUACACUGUCAGUGCGUAUAGCAUAUGGUUUCCCAGUGGGUGGUUGUCGAAGAUGGGAAUAAUUGACUACUCCGGUGGAUAUGUCAUUCACUUGUCUUCAGGUGUCGCUGGUUUCACUGCGGCCUAUUGGGUGGGACCUAGGGGAAACAAGGAUAGGGAAAGGUUCCCACCAAACAACAUCCUACUGAUGCUUGCUGGGGCGGGCCUACUGUGGAUGGGUUGGACAGGAUUCAACGGUGGAGAUCCCUACGUUGCCAGCAUAGACGCAUCUCUGGCCGUCCUCAACACGCACGUGUGUGCUGCUACAAGCUUGCUGACGUGGCUCCUUCUUGACAUUCUUUUCUUUGAAAAGCCUUCGGUCAUUGGCGCCACACAAGGCAUGAUCACUGGCCUUGUUUGCAUCACCCCGGCCGCAGGGGUAGUGCAAGGUUGGGCAGCAAUCAUAAUGGGAUUAAUGUCUGGAAGCAUACCAUGGUACACUAUGAUGGUCCUCCACAAGAACAUUUCGCUCUUAAAACAAAUAGACGACACCAUGGCAGUGUUCCACACCCACGCCGUGGCUGGAAGCUUGGGCGGCAUUCUUACUGGAUUCUUCGCCAACCCGAAACUUAACCGGCUNGACUAUAUAGAUACAAAUUGA
Molecule: messenger RNA, 1107 nt
Organism: Ilex paraguariensis (yerba mate)
Lineage: Eukaryota; Viridiplantae; Streptophyta; Magnoliopsida; Aquifoliales; Aquifoliaceae
Source: the annotation of a GenBank genome assembly